GAAAACGAAAUAAACUGGGAAAUAUAAAUUUAAAAUCAUAUGCGAAAAAACUAAAUCACAAAAUUACUCAAUAAAGAUAAUUUAAGAAUACACAAAUUAAUAAUAAUAAAAUAUAAUACAAAAUUCACAAAAAAACCAUAUUCAAAUACAAAAUUUAAUAUUGAAUUACAAUUUUCUAAGAAAACUAAAAUAAAAACGAGAAAAAGUAAUAAAUACUACAAAACAAAUACCCCUAAAAAAUCAUCAAUAAAAAGAAAUGCAAUUAAAAUCUAACAAUAAUUGGAAAUACUAAAAAGUUUUUUGGAAUUGAAACUAAAGUGAAGUUUUAAACAAAAGUCUUAAAACCCGUUGAUAUAUACAAAAAGAAAAAAACAAAAUAUAAUUGAAUUAAUUUUGAAAUAAGUUCAGUUAAAUAGUGCCAAUAUUUAACAAUUUAAAAUCCUAAUUAAAAGUCACAAAAAUAAUCACAAGCAAGAAUUUAAUGGAAAAUUAAAAACAUCAAGAAAAUAUUAAACAAAUCUAAGGAAAUAAUAAUUAAACUUAACGCCAAGCUCAUUCAAAGCUAUAGAAAAGAAUUUAACUCCAGCCAACAGCGAAUCAUCAUCAUCGUCAGCUAACAAAGCAAAUUAUUGGCAUGCAAUUCAUAGCUCAUAUAUAUUGUUUGAACAACCAUUUAAUUAGCCUGUUUAAUAUUUGCUAGAAAAAAAAACACGAAUCAAUCAAAAUUGGAUUACUAAAUAUUGGAUUUGCAACAGUACAGUGUUUUUAGUUUUACAAGCAGCGAAUAAAUAAUAAUUAUUACAGUGUUAAGGCUUGAUUAAGAAAAAUCUACAACAGUAAUUACUUUACUUUAACAACAUUAUUUUAGGAUAACUAAAUCAUCAUAAAUACAAUAAGCUAUUCAACAUUAAUCAUUCAUUAUUAACUGGGAACCCACAAAACAUUCAAGUAUUUUUUUUAUUUGGCUUGAUUACCAAAAAUCCCAGCAUUAUAAUGUCUGCUUCCUAAGUGCUACAGCAAAAGGCUCCACAACACAUUACAUCACAAUAAAAGCAUAUUUUGCACCCAUGUUCACCGCCUCGCAGAAACCCUUUUUAUCUUUAAUAGUUUGAGUGUUUCAUUCUAUUAUAAUUUUCUAAUUAAAUUUGUUUAAAUUAUUAUUUUUACCAAAAAAAAACCCUCAAAGAUCAUCACACUCAAACAGUUACAAACACAAAAAUGGCGCGCACAAAUGUUAUUUUAAAAAUCCUUUUCACUUUAUGUGUUUGGUCCUUCGUCAUAAUUGGCGUGUUUAAAAUGCAGGGCACAAAUAUAGUGUCGCAAGAGUACGCUUCAAUGCCCUUGAGUGGCCGCAUAUUGCUGCAAAAGGACAUGCUGAGAUUUGCAGAGACAACAUCAACGACUACAGAUAAGUUUGAUCCCUCGGAAAUAUUGGUCGACAAUCGAACGGCCAUGGACGACGAACAAUUAGUACGUGAUGUCGAAUCCCGCAUACCCUCUCUACCCAUUGCUUACUGGAGUAAAAACAAGAAUUUCUUACAACAGAAAUCCUCAACAUGUGCCAAAUAUCCCUCUAUAUUUGAGCUGGAAUUCAAUAAUAUUUAUUGGCAAACUAUGCGUACCUCCAAUGGUACGUUCCAGCUAUUUGGAGCCUACUAUGAUAUACGCAAAAAUUCUCUAUUAGGGCCCUCAGUGCGUAUUCUGGGAAUGAUUGAUCGCAUUGAACCCAAAGUCAAGACCUACUGUCAAUUUUGGUUUGAUGGCCAGAAAGAACCCUUCAUAGUGAAAACCUAUGAAUACAAAUAUAUUUGGUACAACAAAUGGGGCAAUUAUAAGCAGGGCAUUUACCAGCCUUAUUUAAUUGCUUGCCAAAUACCCAAACCUUUCCAUGGUGUAGUACCCAGUUCAGUGUCGAUGGUGGAGAAAGAAUGUGAUACAGCCACUAAUAACUUGAGAGUUAUUUACAAUCGUCCUCCUGAUGAUCAAAAGAAGGGAUUUGCUGUAUGUGUUAAGGGUUUGGAUUUCUUGUAUGAUGAUUUAUCUGUACGCUUGAUUGAGUGGAUUGAAAUGCUAAAUAUUUUGGGUGCCGAUAAAAUCUAUUUCUAUAAUUUACAAGUCCAUCCCAAUAUCAGUAAGGUGUUGCAUCACUACGAACAGGAGGGCAAGGUGCAGGUUAUACCUUUAACUUUGCCGGGAGGUCAGCCCAAUGUACCCGGUUUUCAACAUUUGUAUCUGACCAAGAAAACGAAUCACAAACGCCAGAACGAGGUUAUACCCUACAAUGAUUGCUUGUACAAGAACUUAUACCUCUACGACUAUAUAGCACUACUCGAUAUAGACGAGGUUAUCAUGCCCAAAGGUAAUUUCGUGUUAUGGUCCGAACUCAUGGCCAAAGUAGUGCCCGAAUCUUUAAAGGCCCGCCCCGAAGGCUAUCACAGUUUCAACUUCCGUAAUGUGUACUUCCUGGAUGACCAACAGCAUGAACAUGGUUGGCACAAGGACAUACCCAAGUACAUGCACAUGCUGCAGCAUGUCCAUCGAGCCAAAAACUAUACUAAGCCCAAUCAAUAUGUCAAAUGUUUCCACAAUCCCGAAAAAGUUUUAACCCUACACAAUCACUUCCCCUUGGCUUGUUUGGGUGGUGUAUGCAAAUCAUAUCCAGUGGAUAUACAAGAUGCUCAUCUCCAGCAUUAUAGAGCUGAUUGUGUGAAUACAUUGAAGAAGUCCUGUGAGGAGUACAGAGAAAACUCUGUAGAAGAUAAAACUAUAUGGAAAUACAAAGAUGAGCUAAUAAGACGUUCAGUUAAAACUUUAGAAACCUUGGGAUUCUUUAGACGUUCCUCAGCCACCACUUACGGUAGCGGUUUUGGCUCGACCACACAUUCAACGGAACGGUGAUUACCAAAUCUUUGGUGGUCUCUAGCAAUACCAUCUUGGUUGGGCAUUAGGGGGGAUACUUAUGAGAAUGAAGUAAGUAGCAUUAGUACCAGUAGUAGUGGCAGUAGUAGUAGUAGCAGUAGUAGUAGCUAUAAAGCUAGUACAGUUAGCAGUACAGCAACUCCUUUAAAACCUGUUGUUUCAGACCAUCAAGAUCUUGAGGUAAAUCCAGACUAUGCUACCGAAUUUUCUUAUGAUGUCCCUGAAAAUAAUCAGGAUUUAUAUAAAUCUACUACUACCAUAAACUAUAAUAGGUGAUAGUAAUUUAAGUAAAGAACUAAGGGAUUUAUAACAAAUAUUUAACUAUAUAGAAUGAAAGGAUUUAAAGUAAUUAAAUUACAUUAAAUUGAAUAGGAAAGCAUAUAAUUAUUUAAUAAAUAAUAGCAAGUGUAUAUAGUAAAUUUAAAGUUUGUAGGUUAAUGUUAGAAUUUGUACUUAAUAAUUAGAAGAAUUAUUAGAAAAGGGGCAGCUUUCAUUAACAAAUUUAUUAAGAAAUACAUAAUUUGUCACAAAAUAAAGGAAACAGGAUUUGGUUUAUUUACAGAAAACAAUAUUUUCAUUAAGAAAAAAGUAGAAAUGAACAGUUCAUUGCAGCUUUUUAUAC
Molecule: messenger RNA, 3541 nt
Organism: Calliphora vicina (urban bluebottle blowfly)
Lineage: Eukaryota; Metazoa; Arthropoda; Insecta; Diptera; Calliphoridae
Exons: 8
Coding region: 1219-2898 (559 amino acids)
Cellular component (GO): cytoplasm
Molecular function (GO): glycosyltransferase activity
Source: RefSeq, a predicted model, not a curated record